Molecule: messenger RNA, 3724 nt
Organism: Ictalurus furcatus (blue catfish)
Lineage: Eukaryota; Metazoa; Chordata; Actinopteri; Siluriformes; Ictaluridae
Gene: iffo2a
Product: intermediate filament family orphan 2a
Exons: 10
Coding region: 2045-3667 (540 amino acids)
Source: RefSeq, a predicted model, not a curated record
AGUCAUAGAAUGAUCAAGAAAAGAAACCGAAUAGGCACGCACUCACUCAUUAAUUUAAAGAUAAUUUAUUGAGGAUAAAUUCAUAGGUGUUGUGUUUUGCCACUCCUAACAGCCAGGAAUGAAAUAAAUACAGCUCCCAGUCAUCUUUCCCAUUCAUCUUUCCUUGUACAUCAUGUACAACUUGGAGAGCUCUCUGUGGCCAGAGCUACAAAUAGCCUGUCCUCCAGGGUAGACUUUUAUUAUUUCCUAUCAUCUUGUCAGCCUGGUGAGUGUAAUUUUCAUACCUUUUAGUGUGGCUGCAAGCUUUGACUCAAGUUUCCUUGUUAGCUUGCUAGCCUUUUUAGCAUCAUUAUCCAUGCUGUCUUCCCUCUGUUGCCCUCUUGUUCUCCAAGCAACUUGCCUAUCAAUACUGCAGCAGAUACUCUUACAAGAGUUGCAUUUUACAUCCAGAAGUGGCUUCCUGGGAAUGGUUUGGCAAGGUGCAGGUGGGUCAACUUGUAUUCAAUCUAAGAUUCUCCUUAAUGUCCCUGAUGAACAAUCCAGCUUAGAUUAACCAGCUGCCUGCUGCCUAAACACAGGUUUAGCUGGCACAGGCACAACUGGAAACCAUCUUUGCCAGUUGGUAAGUGCUGGUAGAUUAAAAAAAAAAAAAAAAAUGUCUGAAACAUUUUUGGAUCAAUUUACUCAAGUAAUAAGGGAGCUAGCACAUUUACCUCACAUCUCCAGGGUUGUGGAUUAGAAUCCCACCUCUGCUCUGUGUGUGGCGUUUGCAUGUUCUCUCUGUGCUCUGAUGGUUUCCUCUGGGUACUCCAGUUUCCUUCGCCAGUCCAAAGACAUGUGUUGUAGGCUGAUUGGCAUCUGUAAAUUGUAGUGUGUGAAUGGGUGUGUGUGUGUAAUUGUGCCUUGCGAUGGAUUGGCACCCUGUACAGGGUGUCCCCUGGCUCAUGCCCUGAGACCCGUGGGAAAGGCUCCAGGCUACCCGCGACCCAAUGUAUGAUAAGUGGUACAGAAAAUUGAUGGAUGAACGGAUGGAUGGAUGGAUAGAUAAGGGAGCUGGAAAAUAACUUGCCAGCUGCAAAGAUAAUUUAACAACAAAUAAAAGCUGUAUUAUAGCAUUAAUAAGGGCAAAGGUACAAAAUAUGGUAAAUAUGUCUUCAUAAUUAAGCAGAAUAAUAAAAUGUGUAAAAGAAAUCAUGAUGUAUGUGACUUCAUGUGUAUUCCUGCUGAAAAUAUCAACAGAAACCUUCAUAGAAUUUGUAAUGAUUUGGAUGAGGAAUUGUAUUAGUGGAUACCAUUAAGGACCGGUAAUGGUAAUGAUUUUAAUGCUCAACUGAUGGUUUGUAAUGCUAUUUGUAGUGUAAAACAUUAGAAAUUUCUGUAAUGGUUUCUAUUGUUUUAAUUGAUUUAACGACAUUUUACAGUGUAGAACCUGUCAUAACACAAGCCGUCGUCUUUUAUGAGAAACAAAACAAAAAUGUUUAAAUGAACGCAGAAAUAUGUAAGUAAAAGAUUUGAAGAAUCAUUUUAGAGUCAGAAAAAAGAAGUUUUGCACAUCCCUGCCUCCCUCUCAGGGUUAGCAUGUAGCUACACUGUCAGCAUCUCUGGAGACUCAACGCGUUUUAGCACACCGUUCAUUUCCUGCUCAGUGGCUCCAAUGAUUUAUUUUUUUAAAAUGUAUUUGAGACGUAUAAAUCUUGUUAUUUGCUCCCCCCAUACUCUGUGUGUGAACAGGGCGUAGUGUGUGUAUCUAGCCUCCUCCUCCUACCAUUUCCCGUUCGGAGAAGCUUAUUUAGCGGCUCGGAAUGGGAGUCUCACUAGCGAGAGGUUUUCCAGGGGCACAUAACUGGCGUGACUCCAUAGCGAGCAGUCAGGGAAAGUGAUGUAAUAGCUUUGUUAACCGUUAAACUAAUCUUCGGUGGAAUAUAUUUGCCCGGUGAAGCAGUAGGCGAUGUCUUUUUAUUUGUAUGACAUUAGAUAAAGGGAAGGGAAGGGAAGGGAGUGUGCACCUUGCGCUUUAUGAGAUGACGCGAGUGGUUUUGUUUGAAUGAAACACUACUCAAGGAUGGAUGACUUCCCUCAUCUUUUUCCAGACCAAAGCCCUCCGCUUCACAUGGAAACGCCGUUACCUCGUAUUAUCGGUGCCUCUGCGGCGACGGGAGCCGGCUCAGGGGUGAGCAGCGCCUUACGGAGUGAUUUAGGCUCCAAUAUUCAUGUUUUAAAAACGCUGAAUCUCCGCUUCCGCUGUUUCCUCGCUAAAGUGCAUGAGCUGGAGCGCAGGAACAAAGUGUUAGAGACUCAGCUGCAGCAUGCUCAUGAUGAGUCCCGGUACAGGAGCUUUUUAAGACGGGAGCAAGCUGCACAAACGGACUGUGAGCUUCCGUUUGCAGGCCCGCUAGCCGAGGCGAGGCUACCCGGGAGAAUCUGGAGUUACUCCCAGAGCAGGAGGUAUGGAGGUCGGCUAGAGCUCCAUCACGGGCCCGGAGGUUCAUGGACGCACCCGGUUGGAGUCGGAGUCCAGAUCGACACCAUCACCCCUGAGUUGAGGGCCAUCUACAACGUGUUAGCCAAAGUGAAACGAGAGAGAGACGAAUACAGAAGGAGAUGGGAGGAGGAGUUGUCCAACUGCCAGCAAAUGGGGGCCAUGGUGGAGACUUUACAACAAAGUGCGCAGGAUUCUGAGGCCCUACGGAAAGAACUGAGUGAGAAAGUGGAACAGCUUAAAGCUGAAUUGGUCGUCUAUAAGAGUCUCAUGACUGAUGAAAUGUCAGAUUUGGACACCAAAAUUCAAGAGAAAGCCAUGAAGGUGGACAUGGACAUUUGUAGACGCAUCGACAUCACAGCGAAACUGUGCGACGUGGCCCAGCAGAGGAACUCGGAAGACAUGAGCAAGAUGUUUCAUGUCAGUCCUUCUAGAGCUCCUGCAGACCACAAAGGAGCGUCUGCAGCAUGUAAAAAGAAGGAGCGUAAGGCUGUGUCUGACGAUGAGAAUGCUGAGGUGGAGGCAGACAGCGAGCACUCUGAGAAGGAAGUUGCUGGAUCUUUGAACAUUACAGAUGAAAUGAAGCGCAUGCUCAGUCAGCUAAUUAGCUCAGAUAACUGCUCUGUCGCCAGGCGGGAGACGUUCGAGUUUGACGAUGACUGUGACAGUCUGGCCUGGGAGGAGACUGAAGAGACUCUGCUCCUGUGGGAGGACUUUACCAACAACUCCACCACUACUGCUGCUGCUGCCGGUGCACACUCUAGCGCUGCCUGUGCUGCCGAGUGCCACGGAGAAACACACGAGCCGGAUGGAAGUCUGGGCAGUCUGAUAAACAAGACUGAGUCACUCUUUAAAACGAGAGAGCAGGAGUACCAAGAUUCAAUUGGACAGAUCGAGCUGGAGCUGGCCACAGCCAAGAGUGACAUGACCAGACACCUGCAAGAGUACAUGGAGAUGUGCAGUAUGAAGCGAGGACUGGAUGUGCAGAUGGAGACCUGUCGCAGACUCCUCCAGAGCUCAGCAGCCACUGGCAGAUACUCACCAUUCUUAAACUCUGGAGCAAGCAGUGACUCAGGAAACGUAGAAGACCUGCAAGAUGAACUGGACAGGGAUGGAGAGAAGGACAGAGACAUUGUUGGAAAGAGCGAUGGAGAGACAGACGUACACGAAGAGAUGCUACGGUCUUGACUCUACCUCAACUGGCUGACUGUAACCGGUAUGACUUAUAUAUGCAUACUUCUUACA